Notothenia coriiceps (black rockcod) is the source of this 2079-nucleotide messenger RNA. RefSeq names its product proteasome 26S subunit, non-ATPase 5 (gene psmd5). NCBI's taxonomy places the organism in Eukaryota, Metazoa, Chordata, Actinopteri, Perciformes, Nototheniidae. The transcript has 10 exons. Gene Ontology annotation, biological process: proteasome assembly. The coding region runs from base 23 to 1537 and encodes 504 amino acids. Gene Ontology annotation, cellular component: cytosol. The record is from RefSeq and is a predicted model, not a curated record.
AGUUCCCACAACAUUGAAAGUCAUGGCGGCUUCCAUCGAGAGUUUACUGGAAGAAAUCUCCGGCGUCGAUGAUCCAAUUGAAGAACUACAAUGUUUAAAAACGGCUUUAUCAUCCAUUCCUCUGCGGGACCUGAGAGACUCGGUGAGCGGGCAGAGAUUCAACGUGAUCUUCUCUCUGUUACACUCAGAUGACAAGGAGCAGGUUGAGCUGUGUGUGGGAAUCCUUGAACGCAUCUUACUGGCCCUGGGCCCCGUGACCCUGGCCCAGAGCUACAGGGCAGAGCUGCAGGGCGGGCUGACUCACCCUAAUGACACCGUCAAGAUACUGGCUCUGACGCAGAUUGGUCGAAUGGUGGAGCAUCCAGAAGCUUCCACAGAAAUCCUCAACAACCACGACAUUCUUGCAGCAACCAUCUGCUGCAUUGGGGAGGAGAGGAUGGACGUGGCAAAGCAGGCCAUUCAGUCGCUGUCCAAACUGAGUCACUCCAAGCCCGGCUUAGACAAACUGUUCCAAACCGACCUGCUGAAAGUCAUCAAGGAUGUGAUGGCCACAAGUGACAUCAUCAGAUACAGGAUAUAUGAGCUGGUGGUGGAAAUCUCGUCUGCAUCUCCCAUUUCCCUCGGUUACUGCGCCAAAAGCGGCUUUAUUGCUCUGCUGCUUGGAGAACUGACAGGAGACGAUGUAUUGACCAGAGCUACAUCUAUUGAGAUGGUCUCGUCUCUAGCGUACACUCAGCAUGGCCGCAAGUAUUUGACCCAGCAGGGAAUAAUGGAAAAGGUCUCCAACAUGAUCAAAGGAGCGGACACCGACCCCUUCUCUGCACUCUACAUUCCUGGUUUGGUGAAGUUCUUCUUAAACCUGGCCAUCAUGGACAGCCCGCAGCAGGUGUGUGAAACCUACCCGGUCUUCCAGAACAAGGUUUUUGAGAUGGCUCUGGAUCCGGACCCUGCGAUGAUCGGGGUGGCUCUGGACACUUUGGGACUACUAGGAUCUACUGUGGAGGGCAAGCAGGUCUUUCUCAAAACAGGAGAAAGGUUUAAGGCUGUGUGGUUGAGGAUGAGUAAGAUUGCUGGCGCUGGAGCUACAGAGCUCAGAGUACGCAGCCUGGACGCCAUAUCACAGCUUCUCACUCUACAGCCGGAGCAGCAGACAGAGGACCUGUUGGCCCUGACGGAGUCCUGGUUCCUUCUUUUGUCUAACCAGCCCAUGGACAUGAUCCGCAACAUCAGCACUCAGCCGUUCCCAGAGCUGCAUUGUGGGGCCAUGCGGGUAUUUACUGCCAUUUCCACUCAGCUGUGGGGUCAGAAGUUGAUGAUCAGCACUCCCAGCUUCAUGGAGUUUAUUUUGGAUCGUUCCGCGGGGCAGACAAAGGAUGCCAAAGACGCUAAGUUUGAUCUGGUGGGCUCUCUGGUGUGUUCGUCGACGGCAGCGGAGAUCCUGGGCAGCCAGCACUACAUCCGUCUGAAGAGUUACCUUCGAGAGGGGGCGUACUACAUCUCUGCUGUGGCCGCCGUCUGCACCGAGGGCGCAGACUGAUCCAACACUCAGAAACUUCUUCAGAAACAAUCAGAGUUUCUGCUUAAUGCUUAAGUACUCAGUAAGUGCCUUGUGCAAUCUAACUGUGGGUCAACAUUUUAUACUCGGCUAUUGUUAAGUGAUACAUUAUGCUGUUUUUUAUUAAACAGCAAUAAUAUUUUUUGGUAGCAAAUAAAAUAACUUUUAUGGUAUGAUUGAGGAGAUUAUAUUUAUAAGUGAAUUUAUAAUAUAUGACAAAAUCAAUGGAACCUGAGUGGUUAUUAUAAUUGGUGUUGUAGGAACAUAAUGUUUAACACACGAUUAGUUACUGAGUCUUUACUGAGUACUUAAGCAAUCAUUAAGCUAGAGGCUUAUAAUUGAUGUACGCUCAAAUGUUUACCAUUCAGUCACAAAUCCAUACCCUCAUAUUUUACAGUUCUUUUAAUCUCAUUAAUCAGACUCCCACACUACUAAUUCUUCAGAAUUGUUUUGUGUCACGAAUAUUUUUGUUAAUUAAACGGAAGGAUUUUUUUGUAAUAAAGAAGAUGCAUUCUGACGCCCUA